Molecule: messenger RNA, 3916 nt
Organism: Scomber scombrus (Atlantic mackerel)
Lineage: Eukaryota; Metazoa; Chordata; Actinopteri; Scombriformes; Scombridae
Product: myocardin-related transcription factor A-like
Exons: 18
Coding region: 52-3648 (1198 amino acids)
Biological process (GO): smooth muscle cell differentiation
Source: RefSeq, a predicted model, not a curated record
CUCAAGCUACAACAGAGGAGGAGCAGAGAAGAGUUGGUCAACCAGGGGAUAAUGCCUCCACUGAAAAGUUCAGCUGGCUUCCACGAGCAGAGACGAUGUUUGGAACGAGCACGGACUGAGGACUAUCUCAAGCGAAAGAUCAGAAGUCGUCCAGAGAGAUCUGAACUGAUCAGGAUGCACAUCCUGGAGGAGACAUCAGCAGAGCCGUCACUGCAGGCCAAGCAGCUGCAGCUUAAGAGAUCUCGUCUAACCGACGGUUUGAAUGAUAAGAUCUCCCACCGGCCAGGCCCUAUGGAGCUGAUCCACAAAAACAUCCUACCUGUCCACUCCAGCAUCAAACAGGCCAUCAUGGAGACACAGUUUCCAAAGGCUUCAGCAGAUAACUCGUCAUGUGAUGAGGACAGCUAUGACAGUCUCUCUCCAGAACAGCCAGUUAACCAGGAGUCUCCUCUGGGUCUGGGACCCCUGCCCUCUCCAACAGAGACACUGGCUGGCAGCAGCAUCCCAUCUCCUUCACAGGUCCCUCCUCCAGCUCCCCCUCUCCCAUCAAUCUCUAGAUCCUCCCCCUCACUGAAGCUGACCAAUGGGGUGGCAGCACCAUCUGCCCAGAGGACUGGUCCUAAACUUAACUGUGACCGCUCUGCCCAAAGACACAAGAAACCAAAGGACAACAAGCCUAAGAUAAAGAAGUUAAAAUACCAUCAGUACAUCCCUCCUGACCAAAAGGGAGAUAAAGAGCCUCCUCCUCAUUUGGACUCAUCCUAUGCCAAGAUCCUCCAACAGCAGCAGCUCUUCCUGCAGCUCCAGAUACUCAGUCAACAGCAGCAACAGCAGCACAACUACCACACCAUCCUGCCUGCACCACCCAAACCUCAGACUGACCAGCAACCACCUUCCUCAUCCUCCUCCAAUGCCAUGACCACCUCCUCUCCACCUUGGCCUGUUGCUACCCCUUCAACAGCCCCCUCUAAUCAAGGCAGUCUCAGCCAUCAGAGUUCUACCUCUUCAGGGGGGACCAAACCGGUGUGUCUACCUCCAAACCUGGAAGAAAUGAAGGUCGCAGAACUGAAGACCGAGUUGAAGCUGCGUAGCCUGCCUGUCUCUGGCACCAAAAACGACCUCAUUGAGAGGCUGAGGACCUACCAGGAGUUGAUUGGAGGCAGUGACACUACCUCUUCUCCAACAGUAGGGGGUACCAUAGUGCCAGGGGCUGAAAGAGUAGGAAAAUCCCCUAAAACUGUUGCAACCACCAUCAAUAACAGUUCAUCACAACAACAGCAACAGUUCCAGUUUCAGUGCCAUCAGACAUCCUCUCUGAUCAGUCAGUCAGCUAGUGCAGGAAGAAGUGCCACCCCAGCUGCAGUCACUGCUCAGCAGCUUAUGAACUGUGCUAGGAAUGUAUCUCCCCCAGCCGUCUCCCUCACCCCCUCUGACCACUCGCUGGUGUCCAUGAGUCCAGAAGAAACCUGCUUUAACAGCAACCCUUUGGAAAUGCUGAACCUACAGCCAUCUUCAACUUCUCAGCUCUCCACAAACAUUAAAGAAGAGCCUUCAUGCUCCACCGCCACACCUUGUCAAUUCUCUUUAAAGGCCGUCUCUCUGCAGAAACACUGCCUGGUCUCAUCAGCUGCUCCCACCACCACAACCACAGCUUCAGCAGCGACUAUGGACAAAGACAAAAUGCUGCAGCAGAAAGAUAAGCAGAUAGAGGAGUUGACCAGGAUGCUAAUGCAGAAACAGAGGCUGGUGGAGUUACUCAGGAUGCAGCUGGAGCAUGGGAAGGGAGGAGGACAAGUUGCAGAGCCUGUGGUUCUUGUAAGAGUAAAACAAGAACCACCUGAUAAGCCUGAUCUCACAAUCCCAUCAUCCUCACUUUCAUAUGAGAUGGAUGUUACCAAGGUAACUGUUAAACAGGAAGCUAUCGAUGCAGAGGAAGUUGAGCCCGAGACAACUAUGCGAUCACCAGACACUCAUGGGUUACUGCACUCCCAAACUCAGGAGCAGAUUCAGCUGCAAAUCAAGCCAGGCCAGACCAGCAUGCAAACAAAACAACAUGCACUUGUACGUCUCCAGCAAACCGCUCUACAGCUGGCCCAGCAACAGGCCAUACAGAAACUCUUACUACAGCAGCAGCACAACAUUCAGAACAACAAUCAGACGCUGGUCAAUCAACAGAACCUGCAAAGACUUUCCCAGCAGAGAAAGAAGAAAUCUCACAAACAGCAGCUCAAACAGCAGCAGCAGCAGAGCCAACAAUCACAACAACAUCAGCAGUCAAAACAGCAUCAACAGACGAUGCAGCUGAAGCAACAGAUUCUACUGAAGCAACAAAAAUCACUGUUACACCAGCAAAUAAAACAACAGCAGCAGACUAAACAGCCACAACAAAUCCAGAUACAGACAAAGAUACAUCUGAAGCAGCAGCAGCUUCUAAUACAACAGAAACAAAAGGAACAAAAGCAGUCACUGCAGCUGUCUCAAGCACACAUCAACCAGCAGUCAGGCUCCACUCCCUCCUUCACUCUGGAUCUCUUCAAGAGUGACUCCACCCCGACUCUGGUCACCGACGGCAACGGUAACCACUUCCUGAUCGCACUAACCAGUCACAUCACUGAUGACCAAAGAACAGACGCAACCGAGAGCAAAGAAACCAAUCACAUUACACUGCAGCGACUACAGUCUACUCCAGCCAAGCUCCCAAGCCACGACCCUGUUCAGCCAACAGCAGCUGAUAAUCAAUCCAAACAGAACAUGCAUCUUGGAUUCUCGAAACAAAAAAAUUCAAAGGCACACAGCGGGGGACUGCAGGUAUCUGUAGAUCAACCUCAGCAGGGAGUCACUCAGUGUUUGUCAGCACCACCAACUCUGCAGCCUUUCUUAAAGGACUUAGAGACCACUCUCCUAGGGGAAAACACCACAUUGCCUUCCUCUCCAACUGAGGUGUGCCCUAAUAUGGAUGUCCUGUUCAGUCCUCUGUCUUCAGCUUCCAUUAAGACAGUUGCCUCAUCACCUGAUAACAAAGAUAAAGAGCAUGAAGAUGAUUUUAUUGACAUCAUUUUGAAGGACAGGACAGGAGAAAUGUCCACCACUUUCAAACUAGAACCAGACCCUUCUCUGGACCACCUGAAUUCCACGUCUUCUGCCUCUUCUUCUCUGGACCACCUCAAUUCCACGUUUUCUGCCUCUUCUCCUCCUCCCCCCGUCCUGCCCGGCUGUGACAACCCACAGUUCACCCCCUCUACACCGCCUGAGCUUCAGACUCCAGCCGACAACUCAGAAGAGAAGCAACACCUCAGUAAUUGUACAAGUGGACGUCUGGAAGACUUUUUGGAGAGCACCACUGGAACACCUCUCCUUGGUGUGGAGCCUGGUGGCCUGUUGACUUUGAUUGAUGACCUCCACAGCCAAAUGCUGUGCACCCCCAGCAUCUUGAACCAUCCACUGUCUCCCAUGGAUACCUUCAACCUGGCACCAGAGGGGGAGCAAGCUUUGGACAGUAUGGACUGGUUGGGCUUCACUAUGGGAGAAGAGAAGGGUGAGGAAACACCCACACUGGCUCCACUGGGCCCUCCAACACCCACUAGUGUCUUUUCCACAGACUUCUUGGACAGUUAUGACCUGCAGAUGCACUGGGACUCCUGCCUAUAGCCUACAGCAGUCGGAAAACAAGUGUCCAAUAUGGAACUACAUGCACUAAAUCGUGUAAUUGAUUGCUGAGGCUUCAGUGUUUGAUUAGAGCACUCUCGCUGGUGUCUUCACACACACCGGUAUAUUGAAUCUUCAAGCACUUUGACCUUUAUUUAUUUUAUUUACAAACUGCACCAUUGACUUUUGUGCACACAUCAGGCAGGUCCUGCAUCUAUAUGUGCUUCUAUUUGUGCUACAUCUUAAUUAAUCUCAUCUUUCCUUUGUCACA